AUGCGUGUCGCCAUAGCUGGAGGUACUAGCCCUACUCUUGGCACAAGUAUUGUUUCCGCUCUUCUCGCCACUCAAGGCCGUUAUACUCCGGUGAUCCUCUCACGCAAGAAACGAGACGUUUCUCGGCCUUCGGCCCAACAAAGUUGCGAGAUUCGAUAUGUGGACUACAGUUCACAACCCUCCCUUGUGGCAGCCCUGCGGGAUGUGGAAGUUGUCAUCAGCGUUCUCCUAAUACCGGGUCCGGACUGGGUUACCGCACAAGUGAACCUCCUCCACGCAGCGGAAGAAGCUGGGUGUCGACGAUUCGCACCGUCAGAGUUCUCACUCACAGAACAUGCACAUACAAUGGUUGAUCUACUUGCAGCAAAGAACGUAGUCUGGAAAGAAGUUCAGACCUCAAUCCGCCAAGGCAAGAUCGACGCCGCUCGGUUUCCAUGCGGUAUGUUCAUGAACUACCUUGGCAUUGGAAUUCCAGAGGAGGAGAUAAGGCUGGAAGCACUCGCAGGUUUCCAAGAAGGGUCUUUUCUCAUCCAUCUAGAUGCUCCAUCACCUUGGAUCGAGGUCCCAGUACACGCAGAUGGAUCAUUUCCGAGUUUGAGCAUGACAGACAUCAGAGAUGUGGGUUCGUUUGUAGUUGCUGCUUUGGACAUUGAAGAGCCGUGGGGAGGUAGGGAUCUGGGAAUGGCAGGGGAUACUCUAAGCUUCGCCGAUUUGAUCAGUUUAUGCGAACAAUACACUGGGAAAUCAAUUGAGGUCCGCAAGGUGACGAAAGCAGAGCUCAUUACACGGCUCAGAGGUAUACCUCCGAGCCAAUUCAUUCAAUACAUGGAAUGUCAACUGGAGAUUGUGGGGACGUUGGAUCAAUGGGUGAUUGAUCCCGCGUUGAAUCGUCUAUCGUCGGUCCAGCCAACCACGGUGGAACAGUACAUGAGACAAUACUGGGGCAGAAAAUGA
Molecule: messenger RNA, 954 nt
Organism: Penicillium longicatenatum
Lineage: Eukaryota; Fungi; Ascomycota; Eurotiomycetes; Eurotiales; Aspergillaceae
Product: aromatic alcohol reductase
Exons: 1
Coding region: 1-954 (317 amino acids)
Molecular function (GO): oxidoreductase activity
Source: RefSeq, a predicted model, not a curated record